This is a messenger RNA of Apus apus (common swift), 1430 nucleotides long. RefSeq names its product prolyl-tRNA synthetase 2, mitochondrial (gene PARS2). Gene Ontology annotation, molecular function: ATP binding; proline-tRNA ligase activity. The record is from RefSeq and is a predicted model, not a curated record. Gene Ontology annotation, biological process: prolyl-tRNA aminoacylation. The transcript is spliced from 2 exons. Gene Ontology annotation, cellular component: cytoplasm; mitochondrion. NCBI's taxonomy places the organism in Eukaryota, Metazoa, Chordata, Aves, Apodiformes, Apodidae. The coding region runs from base 44 to 1429 and encodes 461 amino acids.
CGCGCGCCGGGAGCAGGAGGCGGGCGGGCCGCGCGGCCCCGCCAUGGCGGCGCUGCUGGGCAGAUGGCGGCCGCGGGCGCGGGGCUGCAGGCUCCGGCACGGCCCGGCGGGCCAGGCCGAGUGGCUGCUGCUCUCCCAGCUCUUCCAGCCCCUCAACCUGCAGGCGGCCGGCGCGCUGGGGCCCGGGGAGCCCAGCUGCCGCAGCCAGAGGCUGAUGCUGCAGGCGGGGCUGAUCUGCCCCGCCGGGCCCGGCUGCUACCACUACCUGCCGCCCACCCUGCGGGCCCUGGAGAAGUUGGUGGGGGUGGUGGACCAGGAGAUGCGGGCGGUGGGCGGGCAGAAGCUGAGCAUGCCCAGCCUGUGCCCCGCGGAGCUGUGGCGGGCCAGCGGGCGCUGGGAGCGGCUGGGCCCGGAGCUGUUCCGGCUGCAGGACCGGCACGGGAAGGGCUAUUGCCUGGGGCCCACGCACGAGGAGGCGGUGACCCAGCUGGUGGCCGCGCACAGCAGCCUCUCCUACCGGCAGCUGCCGCUGCGCCUCUACCAGGUAACCAGGAAGUUCCGGGAUGAGCCCAAGCCCCGCUUCGGCUUGCUGCGCAGCCGGGAGUUCUUCAUGAAGGACAUGUACAGCUUCGACGUCUCGGCGGUGGCGGCUCGGCACAGCUACGACCUGGUCUGUGCCUCCUACCGCCGCCUCUUCCAGCGCCUGGGCCUGCCCUGCGUGGCCGUGCGGGCGGCCACCGGCAGCAUCGGCGGCACCGUGUCCCACGAGUUCCAGCUCCCGGCCGAGAUCGGCGAGGACCGGCUGCUGCUCUGCCCCCACGGGCACUUCGCGGCCAACGUGGAGACGCUGCGCGGGGACCAAACGUCCUGCCCCACCUGUGGGGAGAAACUCACCCAGAGCAGGGGGAUUGAGGUGGGGCACACGUUUUAUCUGGGCACUAAGUACUCCUCUGUCUGCAAUGCGGUCUUCUACUCCCCGGAGAACAAGCCCCAGCUGGCAGAAAUGGGCUGCUAUGGCCUGGGCAUUAGUCGCAUCCUGGCGGCCUCCAUCGAGGUGCUCUCCACGGAGGACAGCAUCCGUUGGCCGAGCCUCAUCGCUCCCUUCCAGCUCUGCUUCAUCCCCCCCAAGAGGGGCAGCAAGGAGGAGGAGGAGGAGGGAGCUGCCCUGCUGGAGCAGCUGUACCGCCAGCUGGCCGAGGCGCUGCCCCACCUCGCCAGCGAGGCGGUGCUGGAUGACAGGACACACCUGACCAUCGGCAAGAGGCGGAAGGACGCCGAGAAGCUGGGUUAUCCCUACGUGGUCAUCGCCGGGAAGGGGGUUUGUGAGCACCCCCCGGUCUUCGAGGUCUGGGAUCAGAACGCUGGCGAGGUUUUGUUCCUCACCAAGGAAGGCGUCGUUGAGCUGUUGAGUAAAGUGCAAGUCCCUUAAA